This is a messenger RNA of Electrophorus electricus (electric eel), 3926 nucleotides long. Its product is annotated as Kruppel-like factor 3 (basic). NCBI's taxonomy places the organism in Eukaryota, Metazoa, Chordata, Actinopteri, Gymnotiformes, Gymnotidae. Gene Ontology annotation, molecular function: DNA-binding transcription factor activity, RNA polymerase II-specific; RNA polymerase II cis-regulatory region sequence-specific DNA binding. Gene Ontology annotation, biological process: regulation of transcription by RNA polymerase II. The record is from RefSeq and is a predicted model, not a curated record.
ACCCUCGCCUCCCGCGAGCUCCGGUUGCCGCCCCGCUGCCCGGCCCCUCGGACCGAUCAUGUGAUCUUCGCUAAGCACACGGUAGACUUUAAACACUUCGACGAGAAAAAAAAGUUUCUUAGCUUUUACAAGGUUUUGUCCGGUCGCCAUCAACGUUCCUGGAGCUUCACUCUUGUCAUUUGGACUGUUUUUGCGCACGACAGUUACUGACAACGACUUGGUCCUUAUCACUUUUGCGUCGUUUUGUCUCGGUUCGGUCUUUUAAAACCAGUAAGGAGAAGGCAGCGACGUCACUUUUUAUCAAGAAAAUUCCAGUGGGAGCAGCCAUGCUCAUGUGUGACUACCCAGUAAAGGCAGACAUGGACAUGGGCUACCCCUCCUUGGUGAGCUCCCAGGCCGAGCCCUUCGGCGUCAUCCUGGCCGUGCACCAGUACCCCCCUCAGUUUGCCCCUCAGUACCCGCCCCAUUUUUCUUGCCCACCCUACAGUAGCCCCUCCCCCCCUCGCAGCCCCGCACACUCGCAGCUGGAGCCCGUGGACCUGUCGCUGGGCAAGAAGCCCUCUCCUUCCUCACCCUCCUCGUCCUGCUCCUCCUCCUCCUCGUCCAGAGCCACGCCUCCGUCCCCGCACGGGAGCCUCAGCCCCAUCACCACGUCCCGCUCCCACUCCGCCUCCGCGCCAGGAUCCACUUCCGGGUCACCCCAGCCCAGACUCCUGACUCCGCCCAUGACGCUGCCGUUUCCCACCGUGUUGACCCCGCUGGUACCCACAGCAGGUCCUGGCCUCAUCCCGGUCCUGCCCAGCGUCAUGCUGCCCUCCAUGCCCCUGCUCUACCCACCCCCUCUCCUGCCCUCACCCCUCAUGCUGUCACCCACUACACCUGAUGACCAGCAGGGCGGUGCCACCACAUUCAAAGCCGUGUCUUCCAUAAAAUCAGAGGUCUGCCAAGACAACCAGCCAAUCAAAUCAGAGCCCCGCACUGAGCAUUCUCUGAGCACAUACAGCCAGGAAAUCCCAUCACCACCCAUACCGCGGAAUUACAACGAGGCGAACACACAUUCAGUGAUUGUGCACACCCGUAAGGUGGAGUCACCAGAUCCUCUGAAGAAACGACGCAUUCAUCGCUGUGAUUUCGGCGGCUGCAAUAAAGUCUACACCAAGAGCUCGCACUUAAAAGCCCACAGACGCACACACACAGGCGAGAAGCCAUAUAAGUGUAUGUGGGAGGGAUGCACAUGGAAGUUUGCACGCUCAGACGAGCUGACACGUCACUACCGCAAGCACACGGGUGUGAAGCCGUUCCAGUGUCCUGACUGUGACCGCAACUUCUCUCGCUCUGACCACCUCGCUCUCCACAAGAAACGCCACCUGUUGGUCUGAGCCACGACUACAGGGCUGCCACUUCGAGGGUGAACACAAAAAAGCACCUUCAGUUUAGCUGCCACUUGACGGCAGAUGGACAGUGUCAUUAUCAGGGUGUAGGGGUUGUUCUUUGUUCUUCACACAAGGAAAAGGUUGAAGUGAGCGAUUAAAUAAAAGAAGAGGUGUAAAGUGAGGUGACUCCUUCCACUCCUCUUCACCUCCCUGUUACCAUGGAUUGGACCUGAUCUGGUUGCCAUGGAAAAAUGUUUCUAUUGCUAUGAAUAUUGCUUUUAAAUGGAACCUGACAGUAAAGACCCUUAUAUAUUGAGGCGUGAGCCACCUUAUGGAACUUCUGCUUCGGCAGUCGUCUUUAUUUCUCUCUGUCUCUAGCAUUCAUCCUGUUCUAAGCAUCUGGGCACACACAAGCACACUCACACACAUAUACACAAGCACACUCGCACACACACACAAGCACACUCACGCGCGCACGUGCCCACAACCUCACCCUCUGUCUGCCUCAAUCAUAUCAGCAAUUUUGUUUCGCCCUCUGCUGGUCAAAGGGCUUCUUUCUCUUUCUUUCUUUCUUUCUUUCUUUCUUUUUCUCUCUCUCUCUCUCUCUCUCUCUCUCUCUCUCUCUCUCUCUCUCUCUCUCUCUCUCUCUCUCAUACACACAAACAGUAGCGCACCCGCACCCAGUAUCUAUCCUAAAUAAUGUGAAAUUAUUUUUAUAUUAGUCAGGAAAAACGUGUAUGUCAGUAAUUUUGUAACCAUCACGAAUAACGUGAGUAUAAUCUAUCGUGCAUGAGCGGGACCAGAUCUUAUCAUUAUUUUUUUAUAUUAGUUUUUCAGGCUUUCAUUUGUUCCUUUCGUCAUCGUAUGGGUUAGUCUUAUGGUGUUAUUUUGAGCGGUAAGUCUACUCUUAAGACUAUAUCAAAACCCAAGUUAUUUUUAUUAGUUCAGAAGCGGAGAGAAUCUUUGGCGUUAGCUUGCAGGCCUAUUAACGUAUCCUCGCACCGAACUUGGCGAGGACAUCGACAGCAAACUCUCACAGCAUCAGUACCAGUCUCAGCAGUACGAGCUUAUCCGCGUGUCAGUUAAUCUUUAUUGAGUAAAUAUGUAAGUACUGUGUACUACAUUCGACCUAUGCAACUCUGUAGGCCUAUUUGCACAUCAGCUUUAGUAACGAUGUUUCAUACGAAUGCUGGUCUAUAGGUCACGGCGAGUUAAAGUAGCGGUCCUGAGGCCAGGACAAUACGUAUGGCCACUUGGUGCCGAGUUGUUAAAACAGUAGGAGCUUAGCUAUAUCUCACAGAAAAAGCGUACACAGCUGCUCAAACAGUUAAACAUAGUUAGCUGCUAUGAUAUGGCAUGUAGAAAAAUGGGAAGGUCGUUUUAUUUAAUGAUGAUGUAUAGGCGGUAGAUUGGAAUAUUCGCUAAAAGCGAAUAUUCGUCGAACCAUAAUAACGCACGAAUGCUGGGUUGUACAGGGUUGUUAUCCAUCGAGAUCUUUGGUGGAAGCUUUGGGGAACAGUCGGAAUUCCAUUAAAUGGUGUCUGUAUUUAUGGCUAAAUGUGAAGCAUUUAAACGGGGCAUUAAUGAAACGAGUUUAGUCUGGCUGUAGUCAGUGUAGUUUUCGUUGACAUUUUGUGCGUGCUUAAAGAAGCGUGUUAGGACGUGCGUGUGUUCUUUCUCAAGAUUUUGAAAAUCUCUUUUCUGUGAACCGUUUUUUGGAGCGCACGACUUACAAAAGGGAAUGUGCACUUUAAACUGAGUUGACAGCCAAAUAUCUAUCGGGAAGUUAGGGAAAAUACUUAACACUUUAGUGGCUAAAUAACCAUGAUCAACAAGUCCUCUUAGCAAGCAAGAAAUUCACAACAGACCAUAGAUGGCACUUCUCAUCUCAGUCCUCUUCCUAUCUUGCGUUGUUAUUUAAAUUCUGUUGUCUAUCGAAGGAUGUUUGAUAUUAAAGUUUCAUUUGAAGUAGGCCUACUGAGCUCAGUCAUGAGAAACAGAUGAGAAAGAUGAACAGUACAAACCGACAGACGGAUGAAAACAGUUGCGAGAAGAGUCAGAGACUUGCAGAAUGCAAGAAGGCGGAUGCGUUUAUUGUCUGAGUAGCAGAGAGCAUACAGGCAGCCUCAAAGAACGUUACAUAAACCUUCCCUGAGAAUUCUUUUCCUGAAAAAUUUAUAGCGGAAAUUGUAAUAUAUAUAUAUAUAUAUAUAUAUAUAUAUAUAUAUAUAUAUAUAUAUAUGUAUAUGUAUGUGUUUUGUGCUGUGGAUUAAAACAAUUGAAAGGGAAAUUAAAUGAUUUAUAUGCAUCAUGAUUUUUAUAUAUUUGUAAUCUCAUCAAAUAUUAUGCAUUUCUAUGAAGAUGUGAAUCUUUAUAUCUCCAGUUCUGUCUUAUUCAAAUUAGCCAUAUUUUUGCUGUUCAAAAGGGAAUCAUAUUAUGACGUUGUAUAAAACUGUGAAAUAAGACAUAUUCUGUACAGACUAAUAUUGUAUUAUUAUUUUAGAUAUACAAUGUAACGUUUAAUAAACUUUUGUCUGUGCAUUUUUGCAUAAA